Messenger RNA from Condylostylus longicornis, 3142 nucleotides. Its product is annotated as protein boule. Gene Ontology annotation, molecular function: RNA binding. The coding region runs from base 412 to 975 and encodes 187 amino acids. The transcript has 8 exons. Lineage: Eukaryota; Metazoa; Arthropoda; Insecta; Diptera; Dolichopodidae. The record is from RefSeq and is a predicted model, not a curated record.
GCUCAGAAUUUUCUGUGGAUUUGGAAAUUGGAAGGGCGAAGAAAAUAAUUUUUCUUUUAAAAGAAAAGCAAUAUAAAAAAAAUUUACAAAAAAAAAAAUUGUUAAAAAAUAUUUUUAAAAACAAAUUAAAAUAAAAUAAUUGUUAAUAAGUUUCAUUGUGUAAUAAAUAAAUAAUUUAUUAUAAAUUGUAUUGGAAUUGAUUGACUAAUUUUUAAAACAAUAAAAAGUAAGAAAAACGAAAAAGACUGUAAAGACAGGAAAAUUGUGUUGAACACAAAAGAAGACUACCCUAAAACAAAAAAGGAAGAGUAAAAAAAAAUUUGGCAAACAAACAAAAAUAGAAAACAAGAAACCUUGUAUAUUUCAAUUUUGCGCGGAGUUAUAAAAAAAACAUUCAAAACGGCUUUCCCAAUGAAUAAAAUGGCUAUACCAAAUGCGUUGCCAGCUGCAACGCCGCAAAUUGAGCCACCACUAUCUGCACCCAAGUAUGGGACAUUGAUUCCGAAUAGAAUAUUUGUGGGUGGAAUAAGUGGAGAUACUACAGAAUCUGAAUUAUGUCGAGUAUUUUCUGCAUAUGGAAAUGUUAAGUCGACAAAAAUAAUUGUCGAUAGGGCUGGUGUUAGUAAAGGUUACGGAUUUGUAACAUUUGAAACUGAACAAGAAGCUCAACGAUUACAAAGCGAUGGAGAGUGCGUAGUUCUUCGUGAUAGAAAACUGAACAUAGCUCCGGCUAUCAAGAAGCAAUCGAUAACAACUGGUGCAGUUUAUUAUGCUCCUACACCACCAGCACCAAUCAGUAAUAUGCCCAUUGAUCAGUUUGCCGCUGUGUACCCACCCGCAGCUGGAGUGCCAACGUUGUAUCCACCAUCGAUGCCGUAUCAGCCAUUUUAUCAAUAUUAUAGUGUGCCAAUGGUAAAACAAAUUAAUGUACCCACCAUUUGGCCGCAAAACUAUCAAGGUAUUUAUCCAUGUUAAUUUUAUGGAGACUAAAUAGUUAAAUAUUAUAUUUUACAAUGAAAAAAAAAACACAAUUUUUUGACAUUAAAUACAAGAUUAUUAAUUAAAAAAAAAAAUAAUAACAAUACCUAUUUGUUGUGCAUAAUUCUUUGAGGCUACACCAAAGAUAUUGGAAAUAUUUUUUUUUUGUUAUUUGAUAAUUUAAAAAAAAAAACAAAAAUAAUAAUUAAACACACAAAAUAAAUAAAGUAUUUAUAUUUGACUAAAAAUAACAAAAAGAAAACAAAAACUGCAUAGAAUUAAUUAUAAAAAUUGGUACACAAAAAAAUUAAAGAACAAAAUAAUAAGUAUUUCAAACCUUAUAUUGAAAAGAAAGAAGAAAAAAACAAAACAAAAUCUUUUAGAUAUUAUACUAAAAAAAAACAAGUAAAAAAACAUAUUCUCAUACAAAAUAUAUAUAUAAAAAUUAUUAAAAAAAAAUAACACUUAAUUUAAAACAAAAAAAAAAACACAAACACACAUAAAAUUGUAAUAAAUACAUAAAUAUUUAUAUAUAAUAUUUUAUCCUGAUAAAAAAAAAAACAAAUGCAAAUCAAAACAAUAGUAAAAUUAAUUAUAUAAAAAAUACAUAACCUACAUUGAAACUUAAAUUUUAAUCGACAGUAAGCAAUAUUGAAAAAAAACAAGAAACAUAUUAUUAAAACUAAAUAUAAUUUAAAGAAAGAAUAUUAGCUAAUUUUGAAACAAAAAAAAAAUUAAGUAAAUUUAGUAAAAGAAAAAGAAAAUCAAUAUUUUAGUUCAAAAUAAUGAUUAUUAAAUUAAACGAAGUAACAUAUUAUUACUAUAGUAAAUAUACAUAAUAAAUAUAAAUAUAUAUACACAUAUGUACUAAAUUUAUAAUUAAGUAACAAAACAAAAAAAGGAAAUCACAAUAAUAUUAUAUAUUUUUUUUGUUAUCAAAAUGCUGAAUUGGUAAUUUCUAAAAAAAUAUUAUUAUAUACUUAAAAUACGAAUAUAAAACUUUUUCCUACUUUAUAAAGUUUUAAGAUUAUAAAAAAAAAACACUGUACUACUGAAAUGUCAUUUUUUUUGUUUUGUUCAAUUUUAUAAUGUUAACCUUUUUUCUAUAUGUAUAGAACGAUAUACAUACAUAUGUAAUAAAUUUUAAUAUAUAAGUGACUGGAACAGAAUCCAAAUUUUUCAAGAUGUACCUAAUUAAAAAAAAUUUUAAAUGCAGAAUUCCAAAUGCAGAUAAUGAAUUUAGUCAAAACAAAAGUCAAUAUUUAAAAGUUAAUGUGAGAAAGAUUUUGAGAUUAAAUUUUACUUUUCUUAAAAAUUAUUUUACACUUAAAAAACAACGAUGUUUAUUUUCAAACUUUAUGUAUUUUAAAACAAUCUUUAUUGUUAAUAAAAAAUUUUCUCAAUUUGUUUUUAAUUAUCCAAAUUCAAAAUAUAUCAAUUCGCAUUUAAUGAAUGAUUAAAGAUUUGUAAUACCCUAAUCCCCCUCCUUCUCAAGAGUACAGUUGAAUUUAAAUGAAAAAUCGUAUUUUAAGAUUUAAAAUAAAAAUUAAAUAUAAUAAGUGCUAUAUAUUAUUGUAGUACAAUAUUGAAAAAAAGGAGAAUAAGAAAAAAAAAAAUAUUGUUGAAUUUGAAAAAAAAAAAAAGAACAAAAAUUGUAUUUAUUUAUAUGAUAUUUUUUAAAUUAUUGAAGAAAAACAAAAAAAAAAAAUGAUAAAAAAAACUUCUUUUUUGUUAUCAAAAUUAAUUUUUUUCUUAUAAAACAAUGGUUAUUUACGAUGAUAGACGAUUGCAUUUCUUUUGAGAUGCACAUUUUUAUGUAUAUUUCAUAUAAUAUAUAUUACAUUAUUAUAUAAAUUAUAAUAUACAACUAAUUAUUAGAAAUUGGAUCAUAAAAACAAACAAAUAAAUAAAUUACAACUAUUGCAUUAUAAAUAAUAAACGUAAAACCAAUAUUUUAUGUAUUUGUAUACGUACAAUAUUAUAUAAAAGAAUUAAAGUAUAAAAAUUCAUUAAGAAUAAAUGUAAAAUUUCGUAAAAAAAAAUCAUUCAAUAUACAUUUUAUAUGUAUAUAAAUAUAUUUGUUAAAUAUAUAUUAUGCUAAACAAACAAAAAAAAAUAAAAAAUUUUUUAGCUAUUAAGUUUAAAAUAUUACAAAUAAAAACAC